Penicillium bovifimosum is the source of this 1236-nucleotide messenger RNA. RefSeq lists its product as uncharacterized. NCBI's taxonomy places the organism in Eukaryota, Fungi, Ascomycota, Eurotiomycetes, Eurotiales, Aspergillaceae. The record is from RefSeq and is a predicted model, not a curated record. The transcript has a single exon. Bases 1 to 1236 code for a protein of 411 amino acids.
AUGUCUCAAAGCACCAACUCACAAAGCUCUCUUAGAGCUCCAGUGGAUUUUGUGCCCUCGACUCCAGUCCGUCGCGCCACAUUGUCCCCAUCGCCAGAGCUUAGCGCUAUGGCCAAGGGCCCCUCAUCCCAGUCAGAUAAGAAGUUCCUCUCACCGCCGCCAGUAUCGUCAUCAGACAUGACACCUCCACCUUCAACUCAAAUUCCAGGGGCCCCGCUUCGAUCUCGCUCGCACUCGCGCUCAUUGAGCCCCCCAUUGGAGAAAGCGGCCGAUCUGGACAAGUCUUUGUGCGAUGCCUACGGAGCCUCUGAGAACCUACCUUCGAUGGAAGAAAUUGACCUCGCCAACGAAACCCAACUGCGCACUAUUGCCAAAGAACUCCUUGCCGUGGCGCGGGAGUCACGUAUGUCUGCGCUGCACUUCAAGUUGCAAAACAGUCUGGUCUCUUUCGCAAGCAACGAAGCCGUCAAGCGCGCUGAGGUUGAGCAUCAGCUUGCCAAGCGUGAAGUCGAGAUUCUGCAAAGCGCCGAGUACCGUGCUCGCUCGCUCCCCCCGGAUCCCGCCACACCCAAGCAGUCCCAGUCUACUUUGAACCCCGACUAUCUGUCAGCUGUUCAGCGCGCGCAAGAAUUGGAAGAACUCAAUGCAGUUCUUGACCGGAGACUACGAAAGGCGAAGCGCGCCAUUGAUGAAGCUACGAGUCGGGCCGUGGACCUAGAGGAGCAGAACCUCAUGCUCAAGCGACGCAUUGGUGACAACCGCAAGCACUUUUCCCAAAUCUUCAACUACGGCAGCAUGUCGCCACGUACUCAGAACGACAUACACAAUAUGGAACACACGGAUGGCCUCGCCGCUCUGCUUUACGCUGAUAAACUCACCAACCAAACGCACCCCUAUGGUGCUCACUCUUCAACCUCCGUCCCUGUCACACCCAACCACCCGAAGACCCAGUACCUCACACCAAUUCAACCGCCAAGAGAAGAUCACUAUGACAGUGAUAGCACUGUAUCCCUCUCAGCAUCCGAAGCUGCAGAAGAGCAGUUAGGAUCUCCGCAUCACAUGCGGACCACGGUUCCCAAAAGCAGCACAUUACUUCAGACAAAGUUGUUCGGCCAGGUGCAAAAGCCUGGUGUGGAUCGUGCGCGCGCUAACAAGCGCAAAGCAGACAACGAAGCAAACAUGGUCACUGCAAAGAAGCCCAGGACGACCGGGGGAGUUGGCCUCGGCAUUGCCUAA